GGGGCGUGAGAGGCGGGAGGUGCCGCGAAUUGCGCGUGCGCAGGAUCCCCCAAGAUGGCGGCGGCCAUGCCUGGGCUUUCUGAGGCGCUGAGUGCGCAGAGAAGGGCGACCGAAGUGUUGAAGGGCCGCUAGCCUCGCUUAGCCUUCCUCGCCGGCUGCCAGUCGGGGGCGAGGGCCUCCUGAGGCGGAGAAGGGCCUGGCAUGGAGGCCCCGGGCGUGGGCGGGGCCGGAGCGGCGGGCAGCAACGUGCCGGCCUUCCUCACCAAGCUCUGGACCCUCGUCGAGGACCCCGAGACGGACCCGCUCAUCUGCUGGAGCCCGAGUGGAAACAGCUUCCAUGUUUUUGACCAAGGCCAGUUUGCAAAGGACGUCCUUCCGAAAUACUUCAAACACAACAACAUGGCCAGUUUCGUACGGCAGCUUAACAUGUAUGGCUUCCGGAAGGUGAUCCACAUCGAGCAGGGAGGUCUGGUGAAGCCGGAGAAAGACGACACGGAAUUCCAGCACCCCUACUUCCUGCGUGGCCAGGAGCAGCUCCUGGAGAACAUCAAGAGGAAGGUCACCAACGUGUCCAGCAUCAAGAGUGAGGACAUCAAGGUUCGCCAGGACAACGUGAGCAAGCUCUUGACGGAUGUCCAGGUGAUGAAGGGCAAGCAGGAGAGCAUGGACUCCAAGCUGAUUGCUAUGAAGCAUGAGAACGAGGCGCUGUGGCGGGAGGUGGCCAGUUUGCGGCAGAAGCAUGCCCAGCAGCAGAAGGUGGUCAACAAGCUCAUCCAGUUCCUGAUUUCCUUGGUGCAGUCCAACCGUAUUCUCGGGGUGAAGCGGAAGAUCCCCUUGAUGUUGAACGACAGCAGCUCAGCCCAUUCCAUGCCCAAAUACGGACGCCAGUACUCUCUGGAGCACGUCCACGGCCCGUCCCCUUUUUCUGCCGCCUCCCCGACCUACAGCGGCUCCUCCAACCUCUACUCCCCGGACUCCUCCUCCGCCAACUCCGGCCCCAUCAUCUCAGACGUGACUGAGCUGGGCCCCUCCAGCCCCUCCGCCUCCCCUGGCAGCAGCAUCGACAACGGAAGGAGCAGCCCCUUGAUCCGCAUCAAAGAGGAGCCCCCCAGCCCUCCCCGCAGCCCCUCCCAGGGCGCAGAAGAGGAGGGCAACCCCGCCGUGGAGACCCCCCUCUCGCCCUCCACCUUCAUCGACGCCAUCUUGCAAGAAGAGGCCCCCAACGCCUCCGCGGCCCUCUCCGCCGGCACCACCACCACCACCACCGCCGUCCAGCCCCAGAACCCCAGGAAGUGCCUCAGCGUCGCCUGCCUUGACAAUUUGGCUCGUAAUCCGCAGAUGUCAGAGGUCAGCUGCCUUUUCCCCAGCCCUUCCUCUUCCUCACUGCACUGCAGACCACAGCAAGGGAACGAGCUGAACGACCACCUGGACACCAUGGAUUCCAGUCUGGACAACCUUCAGGCCAUGCUCUCCACCCACGGCUUCAGCGUGGACACAAGCGCCUUGCUGGACCUUUUCAGUCCUUCGGUGACGGUGACCGAUAUGAACCUGCCGGAUCUGGACAGCAGCUUGGCCAGCAUCCAAGACCUCCUCUCCUCCCAGGAGCAGCAGAAGCCAUCAGAGUCAGAGGACCCUUCGGCCGACGCAGGCAAGCAGUUGGUGCACUACACGGCCCAGCCCCUCUUCCUGGUGGACUCGGGCUCGGUGGACGUGGGCUGCGGCGUCGGCGGGGAGCUGCCCAUCUUCUUUGAGCUGGGGGAGGCGCCGAGCUUCACGGAGGGAGACGAGUUCCUGGAGGACCCCACCGCCUCCCUCUUCUCGGGCACAGAGGACCCCAAGCCCCCGGACCCCGCCGUCUCGUAGGGGAGGGCCGGAGCGGCGGAAGAGAGACCCAACGGGGCGGCCAGAGGUCCUGCUGGACACCUCCUCCUCCUCCUUUGGGGUGGACCUUGGGGCGGCCUCACCGGGGUUGCUGUUUGUGUGUGUGCGUGUGCGCUUUCACCAAGCUGGGCAUGAAAGGCGGUCACUCCAGGUCAGGCACGGGGCAGUGGUUUUGGGACACGGGUACCCGAGUCAAGCCCGGACCUUGGCCCGGCAGUGGUGUGGCAGUGGUCACUUUAGGAGAAGAGCCACUCCAGCCACCAGCUUCUAUCUGGAUGGACGGACUGACAGAUGUGUUGUUUUCUAAAGGUCAAUAAGGAGGCCCCUCCCUCCCUCCCUCCCUCCCUUCUAGGGCUGGGUCCCUUUCUUGCAUCGGAAGUCAUGCUCUCUGGGUUGGGAGGGGGCUCUCUCGCGGAAGCCCCUCCUCCUCCUCCCCCCCACAUUUUGCCCCCUCUGCCCCACUCCUUCCUCCUCCUUUCCCCCCACGGAGGGAGGGAGGGGGUCCGCUUUCCUCGCUUAGCGGUAAGGAAUUUGUACAUUUACACUUUUGAUUGUUAUUAGAAGAAAUUGUAUUUUGGAUUUUUACAUGAGAGAAGAAGACCCCCCCCCCUUCUCCCUCCCUCCCCGAACUCCCCCCCCUUCUCUCUCUCUCUCUCUGCUAUAUAAAUAUCUCUAUAUACAUACUCCAAAUAUAUUAUCUAUAUCUACA
Messenger RNA from Anolis carolinensis (green anole), 2590 nucleotides. RefSeq names its product heat shock transcription factor 1 (gene hsf1). Gene Ontology annotation, molecular function: DNA-binding transcription factor activity; sequence-specific DNA binding. The coding region runs from base 202 to 1863 and encodes 553 amino acids. The record is from RefSeq and is a predicted model, not a curated record. Lineage: Eukaryota; Metazoa; Chordata; Lepidosauria; Squamata; Anolidae. Gene Ontology annotation, biological process: regulation of DNA-templated transcription. The transcript is spliced from 14 exons.